GAUUUUCAACUCUGUAUUGAUUGAUUCCCCCUGUGUUUGUUACCAUCCUCCUCAGGCGAGGAGUACCACCCAUGAGAAUCUAGCUUCCGCCUCGUCUGCGCGUUUUUCCUCUCCAAAAUUCCUUUUUUUUUCCCUCCUCUGAUUCAUGGAUCGCAAGGGCGCCUCCAAGUUGCUCCAGCCCCGGCGGCAGUUGGAUAAAGAGGAAUCCUUGCCGUCCACCGCGGGAGCGGAGGAAAGAAGAGACCUUUUGCCGGCAGAGAGUGGGCUGGGAGUGGCGGCGGUGGGGAAGGGUGAACAAAGGAAGCAGCUUGCGCCCGCGCCCAAAAGGAGCUCGAACAAGGACCGGCACACUAAAGUCGAGGGUAGAGGGCGGAGGAUAAGGAUGCCCGCCCUCUGCGCCGCCAGGAUCUUCCAGCUCACAAGGGAACUGGGCCACAAAUCCGAAGGGGAGACCAUCCAGUGGCUGCUCCAGCAAGCGGAGCCCUCCAUCGUGGCCGCCACUGGCACGGGCACCAUCCCCGCGUCAGCCCUAGCUACCGCCGCCGCCGCCGCCUCAGACCCUGAUGGUCUCCACCAGAAGCAAUUCGACGACCUAGGUCAGGAAGCGGGAGCCGGCGCCGCCCGGACCGCUUGGGCCGUGACGGCGGCCGCCGGCCUCGGACGCUCCUACCCUGGCAUGUGGCCUCCCCCGGUAGGCGGGUUCAGCUCCGGAUUCUUGCACGCAGCGCCUUCAAGUUCGAAUCUUGCGGCCGGAGGCGGCGUCGAUGGGCCGGUAGGAAGCUUCGCGCAGCGAAUCGGAGCGCACGGACUCGAAUUCGCCGGCGUCAAUCUCGGCGGUAUGAGCUUUGCCCAGAUGCUGAGUGGGCACGGGCAGCAUCUGCCAGGGCUGGAGCUGGGGCUCUCCCAGGAAGGCCAUAUCGGAGCACUGAACCCUCCGAUCUUGAGCCAGUUCUAUGCGCAGCCAGGGCAGGGAGGAGAAGACGCUGCCGACGGCAGUGCAAAUGCACAACCACAUCACAAUCAUCACAAACAGCAACGGCAGCAGAAACAAGUUGCAUCGCCGGAGAACGAUUCCGAGGGAUCCGAAGAGUAGAAAACGGAGUUCAAAAGCUGAAUUCGUCCCCGAGUAGUAAGGAAAUCGCUUUAUCAAUCCAACGAGAUUAGCAAGAUUUCAUUUUUA
This is a messenger RNA of Zingiber officinale, 1180 nucleotides long. Its product is annotated as transcription factor TCP20-like. Lineage: Eukaryota; Viridiplantae; Streptophyta; Magnoliopsida; Zingiberales; Zingiberaceae. The coding region runs from base 146 to 1093 and encodes 315 amino acids. The transcript has a single exon. Gene Ontology annotation, molecular function: sequence-specific DNA binding; DNA-binding transcription factor activity. The record is from RefSeq and is a predicted model, not a curated record. Gene Ontology annotation, cellular component: nucleus.